UCAAAGGAGCGGGUGGAGUCAGAGAAAGAACUACAAUUCCCAGUAGCUUUUUGGGUGCUGCCGCUCUCGCGAGAUCAUCUCCCGCUCUAUCCUACCGCGUUCGGGCUCGUGUACGGCGCGGUGGUUGAAUCUGGGCCGAUGUUGUGAAGGCGGCAGUAAACACUUGCUUCUGCAGCUGUCUCCUCCUCAGAUGGAAUUGUCCUUGGCGCCGUUCAUUCGGAAGCUCCGUCAUCAGCUGGCUGAGAUCAGAGAACGAGCUCUUAAAAAUAUUCUGUGUAAAUUGGAUCACAACUUGAUUACAUAUGAUGACUUGGUUCAAGAAAAACUUUUAUUUCUCAGUCUUCUAGAGUGGUUCAACUUUCCUAUAGUACCAAUGAAAGAAGAAGUCCUACAUUUAGUGAGCAACUUGGUUAAGCACCCAUCUGCUGUGGAACAAUUGGUUGGGAUUGGGGCAGUGGAGUUCUUCUCUCAGCUUCGUCCAAAUGUGGAUCCAAACAUGCAGGCUGUGAUUGAUGGGAUUUUGGAUGGACUAUUGGUGCUGCCUUCAGAAAUCUCUAUUGAUUAUCAGGCAAUGCCUUAUCAAGCUCAGCCCUUGCCAGUGGUGACGAAUCCUGUAUUGUCCCAAGAACUUAAUGCUGGAUACUUUGACCAAGGGAAAAAUCACGUACAAGAGAUGGGAAUACUACCCAAACAGCUAGCUGUGAAACAUGGAGUAAAAUGCUUGAAAUUCUCUACAUUUCCAUGGUUAUCCCUGACAACAACAGAUAGGCAUGUUCUUUCCUCAAGUGAAAGCUCACUGAGAAGCAAAAACCACAGAUUAAUUUGGAAUACCUGUGAGCUUCUGCAAGAUGUCAUCAUGCAAGACUUCCCUGCUGAAAUAUUUCUUCAGAGACCAAAAAUUGUUCAGUGUCUUCUGUCUCUAACUACGCUGGCUUUUGGAAGAGAUGGACAAUACCGUUUGGCCUUACAGGCCGUCUUAUGUCUGCAGCAAUUAUGUAUUUUCUUAAGAAACAGAUUAAACUUCCAUAGAGAUCCAAGUUUUGUCUCGAGUGAAUCUGGUACUGUUUCCCAGAAUUCCUCAGUGUCCUACUGCCAAGAUGCUAGAAGACUCUCUCAUUCUCAGAAUCCAUCUCCAGGAAGUAGUAGUCCUCGCCCAUCUGUGGUAGGACGUACAGGUCAGCGUCCCAGAGGUGAUGGUCAAGACUGGGAUGCAGUAUCUUCCAGUGGAAGCAGUUCUCAUGCUAAUGUGAAUUCCAGAGUAUCUGUUCACUCACCUCUGGAUAUGGGCCACAUUGACUUGCCAGAACUGGAAAAUGAGGAUACUUUAGAGUUACAGUUCCAACAGCUUAGUCUUCCACAGUUCUGUGUAGCUGUUUUGGAAUAUGCCGUGCCUCUUCUAAGAACAGGUAGUAAGAAAGUGACCGUGCACGUUCUGGAGUGGCUGGCUGAAGACUUGCUACUUAUUGCUGAUGCUGUGUCUGAAGAUGUUUGGGAAGACAGCAGUCUUUUUGGGCUAGAACUGAAGGAAAAGCUGCUUGGAGUCCUAGAUUCUUUAGGUGAAACCAUUUCCUACCACAAAAGUAAUGCAAGGUCAGAGCAGCCUGAACUUGUGAUGGUUCACAGAAUGGCAUAUGUCAGUGUUUCACUUUUCACCGUUCGGCUACUGCAAGUGCUUCUCCCUGUGGAAAAGGCCAGUAGUGUUUUACCAGAGAGUUUACAGGCUUCUUUAUUUGAUCUUUCCGUGGACAUGCCUUUCUCCUUGGAAUAUCCAAGUAUUCAUGAUUCUGUAAUAGCUUAUUUGGAACAAAUGAAUUCAGAAAACUACAGUAUUUAUAAACAAGCUGCAGAGGCUGCCUAUUCUGUUGAGUGCACCUGUAACUUUAUUCUGGAAGUCCGCAAGGAGGGGGAAAAGAAUAUUCUUGAUUUACUGGAGUUGGCAGAACAGGCCCUAAAAAGUCUUCCCUAUCACCAACACUUUACUCUACUUCAGGAGUUCAUCAACAUUUGUUCAGACAUCUGGAAAUCUGCCCAAGCUAGCCCAUUGCUGCAGGCUGAGAGUCAGAAGGUGCUUCUCCAUCUGUUGUCCCAUCCUCUGUUGAAUAUACGAGCCGAAGCCUAUCGCUACUGCCUUGAAACUGUUAAGGAAAGUUUAGGCAUUCAUAAUGUCACUAAACUUGUUUCUUCGGUCAGCUGUGGAGUACAUUUCCUGCUUCAUCCCAAAGUUCUAUAUGAAAUAUGUAGUUUUGGCCUUCAAGACUCCCAACAUGAGGUAUGCUCAGCUGCCACUUUUAUGCUGAUGUAUCUUCUUCAGGGCCGAUUGAUGAUGGCAGCAGCGACCUGGAACAAGUUUAUUGAGGCCCUCUAUCCUGUUGUUCCAAUUCUUCAGGGUUAUGCAGACACAGAAGAAGCUCUAGGUAACUGCAUCCUUGCAUUGAGUGAAACAAAUGCUGAAAAAGAAGGGAUUCUCCCAAGAACUACUAGGCUUAGGGCUGCCUUGCGUCUUCUUUUCUCAAAAAAACCACUAGUCCGUUCCAUGGCUCUCAAACACUUGAUGUUUCAUCUUACGAUUGAAGAAGAGGCAAACCUGAGGCGCCCGCUACUGCAUGGCAGUAUCCUUUCCGGUGUUCCUAAUUUGCUUAUUGUGGAAAAGCCUAUUGAACUCAAGCUGGAUGAUUCAGCAAGAGAGUCGGUUUUUAAGGCUGAGACAGUUGAGAAGCUGUAUGACAUCUUUAUCUCGGACACGAUUGAUCUAGUGUUGAGGAAGUCAGCAGCUGAGCAGUUAGCUGUAAUUAUGCAAGAUUCUAAAAUGCAUGACAUUGUCAAAAAGAUGGGUGUCAUAGACAAAAUACUUGCAUUGUUUACUGAAUGUGUUGACCGGGAUAGCAAGGUUAUGGACUGUAUGAUGUUGCCAUGUCUUACCCUCUUACGGAAACUUGUAUAUGCAGAUCCAGCUAAAAGGCUGUCAUUGGCUUACCAGCCUUCUGUCUUGCUGGUGUUAUUUAGAGUUUCCUUGAUAUUCCAAGAUUAUGGUGCUGUCAUGAGUGAAGCAGCAGCACUACUUUGCCUACUACUGUUUGAUGAAGCAGCAAGAAAAGAGAUAUGGGGCAAUACUGUUUCCUGUGAUUCUUCCCACAUUCUUCCCUUUAGUUUGCCUGUUGCAAUUGUGAGACGGUAUCAUCUGCCUGUCAGAGUCACAGCUCAUCAUGCUGUGAGCACUAACUCAGUGGUGUUACCAUUUUCUUGUGAACUCUGGGCCUCGAAACCUGUGUCAGACAUGCUUAAAAUGGCUUGGAACUUGUCUUGGUUCCAUGGAAUUGAUAACUUAUUAAAACUCGUCGAUUAUGAGACAGGAACCAAAGAAUUUUUAGAUACAUUAAAGCUCUCCAUGGAGAAUAUUAUUACACUGAAGAUAACGCACGCAAUCAGUGGACUGCAAGAUUGUCUUAAUUCCAUCAUUCGAGCAGUGUCCCACAGGGAAGUGAGGGCUGCCAUUGCAAGAAUGAAUUUUUAUAUUCUAAAUGACAGGCUGGCAUUAAUGUGCAGCAGUGGCCCUUAUGGGGCCUCUUUGAAGUGCUUGGCUUGGCAAACAGCAUUAAGCAGGUUUCUUCAAGUGCUUCCAGCUUCUUCAGAGGAUGAGAAACUCCUGGUUGACAUCGUAUGUUUUCUAAGCAAGUUUCUUAAGGAACAGAAGAGUACUUCAGAGAUAGAUAAUCUAAAAUGGAUCCUGGAUGUAGUCCUGAAGCAGAAUCCAAAGUCUCUACUAGAUCUUAUAGUGCAGCCGGAAUCCCAGCAACAAGAUGAAAUAGAUGACCUAAAGAUUGCUGUCAGACAACAACUGCAGAAAGAAUUGAUUGCUUUUUUUAAUACACUUCUGCUCAGCUUCAUGUCUGUUACUGACAGGAAAGACCUAGAACUUACUGGCUAUUUCCGAACAGAGCUAGCUCUUAAACUUCUGCAGUAUCUAAGAGUAACAGAUGCCCCUCACUUCUAUGGAUUACCUUCUUUGGAAAGAACAUUAAGAGGAAUGGUUCAUGUUACUGCACUCCCAGACUGGAAUUCCUACUCUGUUACAACGGAGCCAUUCACAGUUUGUAAGAAGUACUUGGCAGGGCUUCUUGAGGUCAUCUCAUCUUUUUAUGUUGAAUGGGGAGGAAAUGCCAUGUCUUUCAUGGGGAAAGGUGUCACAAAGAGUGCCAUCCUUUGUUUGCUUCACUUGUCCCAUGAAAUGAUGAUUCAGGCUCCAAAUGCGGACUGGAUAUCUCUUUGGUUCUUGCCAUAUAACAGUGAAGAACAAAUUCUUUCUCGGCAAGGCUUAGCAUGGCUGAUUCCAUUAUGGGUAGACAGAGAUCCAGAGGUAAAGUUCACCUCACUUGCCAUAGGAUCAGCACUUACAUCACUUGAAGUAGGUUGCUUUGCAUUAGCUGAAAGCUGCCAAAACAUAUCAGGAGGCUUAUGGGGAACAGUGAUCAACAUCCUUCUGGAUCAGUCUGAAUGCAGCAUGGUCCGAAGAGAGGCGGCAUUUAUUCUUCAAAAUAUUUUGGUGAUCCCGCUGCCCAUUGAAGAGGUUAAAGACUCCAUUUGGCAGGGACCUUGUGUGCAUGAUGAAGAAUCUGGUCUAUCUCUAACUGGAAAACCUGCCUUGCAGGCCCUAUUAUAUCAUUGCCGCUUCUAUGAUCAUUUGAAUGAGAUGGUGAAACAGUGCUACUUAGGUCGGUAUACAUUUGAUCUGAAUUGUUCCUUGGGAGACAGCCAGGUGGCAGGAAAAAAUAGUGUAAAUGAUUUUGAUGAUUCCCUUUCUCAUUGGAGAGUUCCAUCUAGUCAAAGCCAAUCUCCAAGUUCCCAGUCAACAUCUGACACUGUGAUCAUUUCCUCCUCGCCAUCGCCGGGCUGUGCUGUUGAACUGCAGCCACCCACCUCACCACCUAUAGCUAGAAUGUGUGAUGUGCCACUUAAUCGACUCACGGCACAAGGUCAGAGUGACACAACAACAGCUUCUUCAAGUUCACAUGAUUCCCCACAGUCUACCAUUAGGCCUAAACAGAGUGCAGUGGUCUCACCCCCUCUCCUGUCAGCUGUCUGCAGCUUGCUGGACAACCUGCUGAUUGUCACUCCAAAAGAUACUGGGGUUGCUCUUCAGCAAGCACAUACAUUAACUGCUCUCAGUAGUCUAGUAAAUUCCAGCUUGAUAGAGAGAUGUAUCUUGGAAAUGAAAGCACCUCUGCCUCAGCCCUUUCAUAUGGAGUACACAAAAACUCAGGUUUUAUUUCUACUGCAGUUUGUUUCAUCAUUGUCCCGACUCCUGCAGUCAUGCUUGCUGGUAGAUGCUCGCCUUGUGAUGCAAGAUGAGUUAUUGACACAUGUCUUGGCUCAUACCUUUGUGGUUCUUUCCAUUAGCUGUAAGGAUGGCUUAGGGCCAGAGAUAACUGCUGCAGUUCACCAAACUUGGGAAAACUCAUUCAGCCUUCUGACCACUCUGUUAAGAAAAUGUGGCCAUACAUCUCUGCCAUUUGUGGCUGCAGCUCUUGCAAAGCAUUGGACUGCAGUGAUAGAUACAGUAUGUGAAUGUGUGCAGUUCUCCAUCAGACACCCUGACUUGUAUGUGGCCUGCUUACAGUUCCUUGCUGUCCUUUUUUCUGAAGAAGGGAAGAGAGAGAGCACCAAUAAAGAGAAUGCUUGCUGCCAGCCAACAGUGGUUUUCCUUCUAGAUGAAGAUGAGAAGAGCCGAGUAUCUGUAACUAAUCUUUGUGAAUUAAUAAUUCAGAGCUAUGAAGGAAAAUCCUCUCAGGAUGUGCUGAAACAAGUUGCUGCCAAUGCUUUGCUUCCCCUCUUGGCUGUCAGUAAAAGUGCCCAGAAAUGUGCUUUGGAAGCCAACCUCAUAGAAACCUGCUUGGAACACAUGAAACGUAUUCAUGCACAACUGAACCUCGACUCCUUGAGGCCUGGAAAAGCAGUCCAAAGAAAAAAGGAUGAUAACCUCGGCAAAGAAUUAAAGGUUGUCAUGCAGCUCCUAAGAAAUUGCUUCUUUCGAAACGAAUGCUGCAAAGCAGCAGCCCUUGGAACUCACCUUAUCUCUAUCUUACACUCUCUGUGGCCAUGGCUUUUAAUGGAUGACUCAUUGAUGCAAACAGCUCUGCAUCUGCUUUGUGUCUACACUGCAAACUAUCCUUCAGGCUGUGGUUCUCUGUGUGUGGCAAGCGGCGGAUUGUCUCCUCUUCAGACAGCCCAAAGAACUGCAGCUGGAAACUCACUGAUGCAUAGCAUUGUGAAGUUAGCUUCUCAAACUCCAGCUGAGAACUGCAUAAUUCAGCAGAUGACUUUUAAUCUUCUGGCUAACCUGGUUGUAUCUCAUGACUGUAAGGGAGUUCUUCAGAAGAACAACUUCCUGCAGAACUUUCUGUCACUAUCAUUGCCAAAAGGAGGAAAUAAAAGUCUUGGUCGGCUGGCUAUUGCUUGGCUAAAGCUCCUAUUGAAUUUAUCAUUUGGAGAAGAUGGUCAGCAAAUGAUUGUGAAGGUGAAUGGUAGCUUAGAUCAACUUAUAGAGAUGGCCAAGUACAAGCACCGAGGUAAUCCUUAUAUGAUCCUUCUGAUUCUUCACAACACCUGCUUUAACCCAGCCAACAAACCCAAGAUCCUAGCUAAUGAUAAAGCUAUUGAACUGCUAUCUGACUGUCUGGAAAGUGAUAAUCCUGUAGCUCAAAGAAUAGGAGCAUCUGCACUUUGGGCUUUACUUCACAAUUAUCAGAAGGCAAAAGUGACUUUGAAGAAUCCAUCAAUAAAAAGAAGAAUAGAUGAUGCCUUUAUUUCAGCCAAGAAAGCUUUUCAACAGCAACAAGAAAACCAGCAGGAUGCCUAUUACUUAAAAUGCCUGGAAACCCUUGUGCAGCUUCUCAGCAGUUAACAGACACCAGUAUUUCAGGACUAUUUUUUUCUUAUUCUUAAGGACACCAGAACCCAAAUGGAAUCUUAAAUCCAUUGAGUGUAGGAAAUUUACCACUGAGGAAACCUGCUAAUUCUGCUUAUUGAGGAUCCUGUGCCAUAGACAUUCCACAAAAUGUGUUUUUCUCUGGAAACCAGUUCCAGUGUCAUUAUGUUAUAAAAGGCAGAAUGAAGAAUGGAAUAUAAAAUGGAUUUUAAUAAUGUAAAUUACAUUUUUAUUGAUUUAUUUUACACACAAGUCUUACGCAUGUUUGCUUUUAGAAGACACACAUUACUCUUCAGCUGAAGUGUAAUUAGUAUUAUAUAAAGAGGCAUGCCACUUCAGAUACAAAUGACGUAGAUACUUUUUCACAAUAUCUGAGCUUGUAUGAAUAAAGAUGUUGCCAAAAUGCUGAUUGCACUUGCAAUGGGAAAAGCCUCUUGAAUGCUACCCUACAGUGACCCAAUCUGGACUUGGAAAGGAGUUAACUCAUGCCUCUCCCUCAUGAAGCAAAUGCUGGAAGGCCACUGAGUUCAGGUUUUCAGAAAAGUCUAAAGGGAAAACAUCCUGGUAUGGAAAAGCCCAAGGAAAGAAGGCUUGAUAAGCCUGGUCUAUAAAUAUGCUAAGAUAAUGUCAGGCUACAUCAUAGAUUCAUUUAAAAUAAACCCAAGAUCAGUGUUUGACAGCCUUGGAAUUUCCCCUCUCUUGGCUUAAGGUGCCACAUAAACACCACAAAUAAUCCUGGCCCUUUGUGUUAUGCUGUUGUCCGUGUGUGACUAUACAUAUACACUCAACAGAGUGCUGAGACCUUUUAACCCAGCAUCAUGGUGCACCACAUCAAAAACUGGCACUUCUAAAAGAGGUAUGUGCAAUGAUACAAUAAGCCAGAGUUUAAGGUACUCUGAUAUGCAGUUCAAGAUUUUCAAGAUUUUUAAAAAAUUAGGCAGAACAAGAAAAUUGGGCAUGGACAAGAUUCAGAUUGGACCGGCAAUUACUUGGCUAAAUCUAUACAAAAUGUGAUGUCAAGUAAAGACAUGGAACAAUUUGGAACUUUAAGUGUCGUACCUAUUGUUCCUUGGCAAGCAUGGCUUGCUAUCAACACUGAUUCACUGAUUGGCAGUUACAGCGAACUCCUUUGAAGUUAUUACCUGAAAUCAUAAUAUGCCAGGUGACUGGAGGGUAGCAUGGGGUAUUGGAACAGAAGUUCCCCUCUCCUUUCACAGAGGAAAGCCAGUGUGUAACUGCAAUCUACUAUGCCCUUUGUAACCAGUACUAUAGUAGCUCACCUCUUGGCAAAUUUGAGAUUUUGAAUUGAAACAUACUAAGGAAGCAUAAUAGCAGAGGAACAUGCUUUUUUGGACAACAUGAGCAGGGAUGAAGGGAGCACUAAAAAGCUCAGCUUCCUUCAUGCUGUCAGUUUUCUUUCCUCGGGUGUUUAAGAGGUGUACAAAUGUUUCACUCUAACAUAUUUUAAAUCUGCAUGCUUUUUUAAAAAUUGCAGUGCACCCCUCUUUAUUAUGUUCCGAAUGGCUUCAGAGUGUAAAAGUGGUGAUGACUAAGAAUGCUUUCAGUAGUAUUAAGUAUUGUGUGCCUGUCAUGCAUCUGUCCAGAGUAGGUUUUGAAUCACUGGUGUCCAUAGCAACAGUGCCGCAUAAUACUUGGUUAGCUUUCCUCCAGCAGGCAAUCUUGUCUUAGAUAUUUGCCAUUCCUGUGUUCUGACAAUGUAAGCAUCAACUGCAAAUCUAUAUGCCACUUUCAUGUCUUUGUAUUAUUUUGUAAAUUACAUCCCAAAUAAACAGCAACCAUAAAUA
Rhineura floridana is the source of this 8727-nucleotide messenger RNA. RefSeq names its product rotatin (gene RTTN). Gene Ontology annotation, biological process: ciliary basal body organization; centriole-centriole cohesion; centriole replication. Gene Ontology annotation, cellular component: centrosome; centriole; ciliary basal body. The transcript has 49 exons. NCBI's taxonomy places the organism in Eukaryota, Metazoa, Chordata, Lepidosauria, Squamata, Rhineuridae. The coding region runs from base 191 to 6898 and encodes 2235 amino acids. The record is from RefSeq and is a predicted model, not a curated record.